This is a messenger RNA of Nerophis lumbriciformis (worm pipefish), 2208 nucleotides long. RefSeq names its product cd8 beta (gene cd8b). The record is from RefSeq and is a predicted model, not a curated record. Gene Ontology annotation, cellular component: cell surface. Gene Ontology annotation, molecular function: MHC class I protein binding; coreceptor activity. Gene Ontology annotation, biological process: regulation of immune response. NCBI's taxonomy places the organism in Eukaryota, Metazoa, Chordata, Actinopteri, Syngnathiformes, Syngnathidae.
UUCUGGUUAGCUAAUGUUUGCCCUGCAGGUAAUAGUCACUUUUCCACCCCUUUAUAUAUUAGGUAUAGUUGUAAGUAAAAAAAAAAAGGUCAAAGACAAAGCUAUUCGGUUUCUUGUGAGUAUAUACACUUCACUGCCGAUGUGGGGGGGCGCCACCUAAAAUCUUGCCUAGGGCGCCAGAUUGGUUAGGGCCGGGCCUGCUGGUGGUGACAUCUAUCAAAAUGAGGGUGGUCCGAAAAAGGAGGGAUUUUUCUAAUUGACUGUGGGUCGGUUUUAAAAGUGCUCCCCCUCUGGCCAACAUAUGUAAUAACAAGUGUGUGUAAGAAAUUGAAAUGUGCCCCCUUUGGCCAAAAUUAAUACAAAUAAAUAAAUAUAUACUAUAAUAACUUGAAGUAAAUCAUGAAGAUUAAAAAACAAUUCCAAACAAAAAAAAAUAAUUUUUUUUUACUAAAAGCUUACCUUUUUUAUAUUUGCAUAGUAUGUGUAUAUUAUUAAUGUUGUAAAUACAAAUCUUUAUACAUCUAGAAAGGUUGGUCCUAAAGAGGGAGGCUUUUUUCAGAGGUCUCAGGAAGGUAACAAAUACAAGAGUGUGUGUGUGUGUGUGUGUGUAUUUUCUGUGACUUUCUUUUUAGCUUUGGGAUGUUUCACUCCUUCAGCAUUUUUCUCUCUGUUGAAUUAUUUCUAUUUUCUGUGAAUAAUUUGCCAGUCUGAGGACACAUUAGGUACACUAGCACGGUAUGAACUUUUUUUUAUUUAAAUAUCCUAAGAGGAUCCUCUGCAGUGGACAUUUUUUUUGUCUUGUUUUAAUUUUUAUCUUAGACUUAGACAAACUUCAUUAAUCCACAAGGGAAAUUAUUCAAACUGUGGAUUAAUAACGUUUGUCUAAGUCUUAUCAGUUCCAUUUUUUUUGCUGACACGUUUUCUUCUAAUAAGCAAGCAAGCAAUCAUAUAAACACUGUAAACUAAAACGUUUUUUCAAAUGAACUUAAUGCGCAAAUUUUGCUUUCUUUCUCAGCCCUUUCUGAUAGGUGGUGUGUGUGUGUCACAGCAGGGUGUUACCAUGACGACUUAAGGCCCCGGCACGUUGGACCCUCCCAUCAUCUCAAGAGUGAUAGGCAGCAGGAAAACAAAUGAUCAGCCGCUGCCUUUCAAACUCCACUCAAGAGCCACCGAGAUGCCAACCCUCGCACCUGAAGCCACCCUGCUGGCUUGGAGCUUUCUGGUGGCAUCGCUCUGGACAUCAGGUUCAGCUCAGGUCCUGCAAGACAGCAAUUCCAAAAGGGUGUACCCACAGCUGCUCAGUGCACAGGCCAUUGACUGUGACUGCACCAACAUGUCCUGCAACGCCGCCCAAUGGUUCCGCACUCUUUUCAGCUCUAACCAAGUCCAAUACCUGGGCAGGAUCAACAGCGCCGAGCGUAUUUUUCACGGGGACGACGUGGACCCGGAAAAGUUCAAAUUCAGCAGAAAGAGGAGCGACGAAGCCUUCACGCUGCACGUGGUCAACGUGACCCAAGACGACGCGGGAACUUAUUCCUGUGUUUCGACUAACAAGAGAAAGCAGGAAAUGUGGCAGGCUGGUGUUCUUCUUCUCCCAGGAGUGACCCCUCCAACUUUUCCACCUGACAGUACACCGCUGACUCCUGACUGUAGCUGCACCUUGCAAGAUGUUUGUGACUCUCUGAUCCUGUGGUCGCUAGCUGGACUCACCAGCGUGUUGAUGCUAACGCUGGUCUUCACUCUCUACUAUUUCAGCCGACUGCCCAGAAAAUGUCGACAUCACUUUGUGAAGAGGAGGUAGAAGACAUAUGUAUUAUUUAUAAAUCUUCAUGCAUCUGUGCAGACUUUUCUCCAGACAAUUAUUUUGUUGGACAAAGAUUAAGAAAGUGACACUCACUUCAAAUAUAAGAACAUGUUUUGUUGAACUGGUUUACUUUUUAAUACUGUGUGACUUUUCCUGCUUGUCUGAUUGUCCUGUGACAACAUCUGUUGCAAUGCAUUGUGGGACAGGAUUACAGUGUACAACAUGUAUGAAUUACUGUAAAUAUUGUAAUAGACGUGAAGCUAAAACUAUUCAUAUCAUGCAAAAGUUCAUUGAUGCCAGCAUUUCAACUUCAAAUGUGAAAAUAUUAACCAGGACUCUCCAAACUGUCACACUUGAAGGCUAAAACAAAUGGUCAUGUGUGUGUGUGUGUGUGUGUGUGUGUG